AUGGAUGAAACAUUAAAAGUACUGUUUGAAGCUUGCCGGAAUGGUGAUUUGAGCAAAGUUAAAAGUUUAAUCACGUCAGAGAAUAUCAAUGCACAAGAUAUCUCAGGAAGAAAGUCGACACCUUUACAUUUUAGUUCGGGAUUUGGUCGUAAAGACGUCGUCGAAUAUCUUCUUAGUCAAAAUGCGAAUGUUCAUAUGAAAGAUGACGGUGGAUUGAUUCCGUUACAUAAUGCUGCAAGUUUCGGUCAUGCGGAAGUUGUUCAAUUGCUUUUGGAUCAUCAUUCGGAUGUUAAUGCAUUAGAUAAUUGGAAUUAUAGUCCAUUAGCUGAAGCAGCAAGUAAAGGCAAAGUCGAUGUUUGUUUAAUUCUCUUACAACAUGGUGCUGAUCCAAAUCUAAAGAAUAGUGAUGGUAAAAGUGCAUUGGAUCUUGCUGAUUCAUCGACACGACCGGUAUUAACAGAAGCGGCCAGAGCAGGUAAUGAUGAAAAACUAAUCGGAAUUUUAACAUCAACCAAUGUCAAUUGUCACGCAAGCGAUGGAAGAAAAUCAACUCCAUUGCAUCUCGCUGCUGGAUAUAAUCGAUUAACAAUUUGUAAAAUAUUACUUGAACACGGUGCUGAUGUUCUAUGUAAAGAUAAAGGUGGAUUGGUUCCAUUACACAACGCUGCUUCCUAUGGUCAUUAUGAUGUCGCGGAGCUUCUAAUCGAACAUGGCGCUCAGAUUAACGCUUGUGAUCUAUGGCAGUACACACCUAUUCACGAAGCUGCUUCAAAAUCGCGUGUUGAUGUUUGUACCCUUCUCCUUAGUCAUGGAGCUGAUCCAACACUAGCUAAUUGCCAUGGCAAAACAGCACUUGAUAUAGCUGCAAGUCGAGAAUUACGAGACAGAAUUCUAUAUGAAUACAAUGGCUAUUCGUUCCUCGAUGCAGUUUAUCAUGGAGAUUUAAGUCGAGUGAAAAAACUCCUAACAAAUGAAACAGUUCAUUUUCAACAUUUCAAAACCGGAGAUUCGUGUUUACAUGUAGCGUGUACUUCAUCAUCCAUCAAACAUCGUCGUCAAAUCGUUGAAAUCCUAAUACGACGCGGUGCCAAUAUCAAUAUUUUAAAUGAUCGGCAAAUUGCUCCGAUUCAUCUAUGUGCUGCUGCAGAUUACUGUGAUAUCUUAGACGUUUUAUUGAAAAAUAAUGCCGACAUUAAUCUACUCGAUGGACAAGGUCAAUCAGCAUUGCAUCAUGCUGUUAAAAAUGGACAUUUGAAUGCAUGCCGUUUGCUCUUAGCUCGUAAGAUUGAUACGUCAAUUGCAUGUUCGAGUGGACACACGGCAUCAGAAAUGGCUACAUCGUCAAAUAUUCAACAGCUGUUCAUGAAUGAUAGUAACAAUGUUACAUCCAUACCGGAGAGCCUGGAUCUUGAAUUACAGUUAUUAGAAGCAUCUAAAUCGGGUGAUCUCGAUGUUGUCAAACGUAUAUUGACUAUGAAUCCGAUGUUAGUGAAUUGUCGAGAUGCGCAAGGUCGGAAUAGUACGCCUCUACACUUUGCUGCUGGAUACAAUCGUUUACAAGUAGUUGAAUAUCUGUUAUCUAUGGGAGCUGAUGUAACUGCACGUGAUAAAGGUAUUUCUUUUCUUUUUGACACUUUCGUUCUGAUCAAAUUUAUUUGUUCGUCGUUGAAAGGUGGCCUUGUUCCAUUGCAUAAUAGUUGUAGUUAUGGACAUUUCGAAGUCACAGCAUUAUUACUUAACAGUGGGGCAUCUCCACAAACAACUGAUCUCUGGAAAGUAACACCGUUACACGAAAGUGCGAUAAAGGGCAAAUUCGAAAUCUGUAAAUUGUUGUUAAAACACGGUGCUGAUCCCAAUAAGAAAAAUCGUGAUGGUGCUACGCCACUCGAUUUAGUUAAAGAACGUGACAGUGAUAUCGCGGAUUUACUCCGUGGUGACAGUGCCAUCUUAGAAUUAGCUAAAAAGGGAAAUCUUGAAAGACUAAGAAAACUGAUUACACCAGAAAAUGUCAAUUGUCGAGAUCCUCAAGGAAGAAAUAGUACACCACUACAUUUAGCUGCGGGAUAUAAUCAUUAUGAAAUAGCUCAGCUUCUACUAGCAAAUGGUUGUGAUCCAAAUACUGUUGACAAAGGCGGCUUGAUCGCUCUUCAUAAUGCCUCAUCAUUCGGACAUGUGGAUAUUGCUACUCUUCUAAUUAAUCAUCAUUCCGAUGUAAAUGCUCGUGACAAUUGGUCUUAUACACCCUUACAUGAAGCAGCGUCCAAAGGUCGUACUCAACUAUGUGUUCUACUUCUUUCUCAUGGUGCCAAUCCACAUCUUCGUAAUCAAGAUAAUCAAACACCAUACGAUUUGACCACAGCCGACGAUGUCAAAUCUCUAUUGUUAGAUGCCAUGUCAGUUUCAAUAUCUCCCACACCAUCGAUGGACAAUCAUAAUCGAACAACUGUCACACAUUCAACCCGUGAAACGACAUCAAUUCUCGGUGCCGAAACAAAUGCGAGCAGCUUUCGACAACGCCUAUCGUCUGCGACAAGUCAACCGCAGUCGGUCAGUCCACGUCAUAUUACAAGUGCCGACGGUAGUAUGAGUCUGAUUACAGAUGAAGAACAGCGAGAACAAGCACUUCACAUGACCAUGACUGAAUUCUUAAGUUUAUGUCAGUUCCAAUCAAGCCAGCACGAAGAUCAAGUACGAGAAUUAUUUGAACGUGAACACAUUACACUUGAUAUUCUCGCUGAAAUGACGCAUAACGAUUUGAAAGAAAUCGGUGUCAGCGCAUACGGUGAACGACAUAAACUACUGAAAGGCAUCGAGCGAUUAUACAAGCAAGCCAAAGAUCCAUGGUCAAAUGUACCUGAGAGAGGUUCAGUUUUCCUUGAACUUGAUGCUAGCGAUCGAGAGUAUCGACUUGUCGAAGAUGAAUUGCAAAGCACCAUUCGUGAACAUAAAGAUAGAUGUGGUGGAAUAUUCAGUCACUAUGUUGUAUUAAAAAUCGAAAAGAUUCGUAAUCGUCGUUUAUGGGAUCGAUAUUGUCAUCGACGGAAUGAAAUUCAGGAUGAUAAUAAUGGUCAUGAAAAUGAACGUUUACUUUUUCACGGUUCACCGUUUAUACAUUCAAUUAUGAACAAAGGUUUUGAUGAAAGACACGCAUCUAUAACCGGGAUGUUCGGUGCCGGAAUUUAUUUUGCAGAGAAUUCUUCCAAAUCGAAUCAAUAUGUUUAUGGUAUCGGUGGUGGAAAUGGUUGCGCUCAACAUAAAGACAAAUCAUGCUACAAAUGUCCAAGACAAAUGUUAUUGUGUCGUGUGUGCCUUGGACGGUCAUUUUUACAAUUUAGUGCAUCGAAACUAGCACACGCACCACCUGGCCAUCAUUCCGUCAUAGGUCGACCUUCACAAGGCGGCCUUGUUUAUCCUGAAUAUGUUAUUUAUCGUGGUGAACAAGCGUAUCCAGAAUAUUGUAUAACAUAUAAUCUUUUAAAUCCAGUGAACAGCGAUCGAGAGUAA
Adineta ricciae is the source of this 3504-nucleotide messenger RNA. The record is from the annotation of a GenBank genome assembly. Lineage: Eukaryota; Metazoa; Rotifera; Eurotatoria; Adinetida; Adinetidae.